AAAAAAUGGAGACGCGAAUUGGAAUAUAAAUAGAGGCGCGCCGCGGUCAAGUGCUACCAUCCAAAUCGAAUCCCCGAAAGCGUUACUACCUUCCUCUCCAGAUACUGGCAAAUUAUUUUCUUUACAAAUCAUUCGCAGCUAGCUUAGCUCGCUUUGCUUGUAGUGGCGACUUGUGAGGCGGAGGAGGAAGGAGAUCGAGGCUAGGGAGAUGGCGUCGUUGAAGUCGCCGGUGGCGGCGGAGGAGCAGGCGGCGACGGCGGCGGCGGCGGCGGCGAAGGGGGAAGGGGAGAGGUGCCCGGUGGAGGAGGUGGCGCUGGUGGUGCCGGAGACCGACGACCCGACGACGCCGGUGAUGACAUUCCGGGCGUGGACGCUGGGGCUCGCGUCCUGCGUCGUGCUCAUCUUCCUCAACACCUUCUUCACCUACCGCACGCAGCCGCUCACCAUCUCGGGGAUCCUGGCCCAGAUCCUGGUGCUCCCCGCGGGGCAGUUCAUGGCCGCCGUGCUGCCCAGCCGCGAGGUGCGCCUCCUCGGCGGCCGCCUCGGCAGCUUCAACCUCAACCCGGGGCCCUUCAACAUCAAGGAGCACGUCAUCAUCACCAUCUUCGCCAACUGCGGCGUCUCCUAUGGCGGCGGCGACGCCUACUCCAUCGGCGCCAUCACCGUCAUGAAGGCCUACUACAAGCAGUCCCUCAGCUUCCUCUGCGCCCUCCUCAUCGUCCUCACCACACAGAUACUGGGCUAUGGUUGGGCCGGGAUGCUGAGGAGGUACCUGGUUGACCCGGCUGACAUGUGGUGGCCAUCGAAUUUAGCCCAGGUCUCACUCUUCAGGGCGUUGCACGAGAAGGAGGGCGGCGAUGGCGGGAAGGGGUCGUCGUCGAGGGGGCCUACACGGAUGCGCUUCUUCCUCAUCUUCUUCUUCGCGAGCUUCGCCUACUACGCGCUGCCGGGCUACCUGCUCCCCAUCCUGACCUUCUUCUCGUGGGCGUGCUGGGCGUGGCCGCACAGCAUCACGGCGCAGCAGGUGGGCUCCGGCUACCACGGCCUCGGCGUCGGCGCCUUCACACUGGACUGGGCCGGCAUCUCGGCGUACCACGGGAGCCCGCUGGUGGCGCCGUGGUCGUCCAUCGCCAACACCGCCGCGGGCUUCGUCAUGUUCAUCUACCUCAUCGUGCCGCUCUGCUACUGGAAGUUCGACACGUUCGACGCGAGGAAGUUCCCAAUCUUCUCCAACCAGCUGUUCACGGCGUCCGGGCAGAAGUACGACACCACCAAGGUGCUCACGAGGGAGUUCGACCUCAACGUGGCGGCGUACGAGAGCUACGGGAAGCUGUACCUGAGCCCGCUGUUCGCCAUCUCCAUCGGGUCCGGGUUCCUGAGGUUCACGGCGACGAUCGUGCACGUGGCGCUGUUCCACGGCGGGGACAUCUGGAGGCAGAGCAGGUCGGCGAUGAGCUCCGCGGCGGCGAAGAUGGACGUGCACGCGAAGCUGAUGCGGCGGUACAAGCAGGUGCCGCAGUGGUGGUUCCUCGUGCUGCUCGUCGGCAGCGUCGCCGUGUCGCUGGUCAUGUCGUUCGUGUACAGGGAGGAGGUGCAGCUGCCGUGGUGGGGGAUGCUCUUCGCCUUCGCCCUCGCCUUCGUCGUCACCCUCCCCAUCGGCGUCAUCCAGGCCACCACCAACCAGCAACCGGGGUACGACAUCAUCGCGCAGUUCAUGAUCGGGUACGCGCUGCCGGGGAAGCCGAUCGCGAACCUGCUGUUCAAGAUCUACGGGAGGAUCAGCACGGUGCACGCGCUGUCGUUCCUCGCGGACCUCAAGCUGGGGCACUACAUGAAGAUCCCGCCGCGGUGCAUGUACACGGCGCAGCUGGUGGGCACGGUGGUCGCCGGCGUGGUGAACCUGGCGGUGGCGUGGUGGAUGCUGGGCAGCAUCGACAACAUCUGCGACGUGGAGGCGCUGCACCCGGACAGCCCGUGGACGUGCCCCAAGUACCGGGUCACGUUCGACGCGUCGGUGAUCUGGGGGCUCAUCGGCCCCGCCCGGCUGUUCGGCCGCCACGGCCUGUACCGCAACCUGGUGUGGCUGUUCCUCGCCGGCGCCGUGCUGCCCGUGCCGGUGUGGCUGCUCAGCAGGGCGUUCCCGGAGAAGAAGUGGAUCGCGCUCAUCAACGUCCCCGUCAUCUCCUACGGGUUCGCCGGGAUGCCGCCGGCGACGCCGACCAACAUCGCGAGCUGGCUCGUCACGGGCACCAUCUUCAACUACUUCGUGUUCAAGUACCGCAAGGGGUGGUGGCAGAAGUACAACUACGUGCUGUCGGCGGCGCUCGACGCCGGCACGGCCUUCAUGGGGGUGCUCAUCUUCUUCGCCCUGCAGAACGCCCACCAUGAGCUCAAGUGGUGGGGCACGGCGGUCGACCACUGCCCGCUCGCCUCCUGCCCCACCGCGCCGGGGAUCGCCGUCAAGGGAUGCCCGGUGUUCUGAGCUCGCCGGCCGGAGCUGCACACGGUGGUGUAUGUAGGUAGCAAGAAUUUGGGUUUGGAUUGGGGAAAAACCAUGAAUUCAGCCUGGUGUCAGUUAACUGAUACAGUCCUAAUAGUUGUCAGCUGUUACCUCCCGUGUGAUGAGUGUAACAAAUUGGCUUCCUGCAAGGAAAUGAUAUAGUAGCUAGUAGUUCAUAUAAGAUCAUGCCAUUCUGGAAUAUGCUGAAACAGAGAUGUGAUGGUAGUUAAUCAUCAGAGAAUCCGCAAUUACGGAGCAAAGAUGAAAAAUGUAAAAGCACACCAUUGACAGAAGCAGAGUGAUAGAAACUGAAGUUGCACUCA
This is a messenger RNA of Oryza sativa Japonica Group (Japanese rice), 2823 nucleotides long. RefSeq names its product oligopeptide transporter 3. Lineage: Eukaryota; Viridiplantae; Streptophyta; Magnoliopsida; Poales; Poaceae. The record is from RefSeq and is a predicted model, not a curated record. Gene Ontology annotation, cellular component: plasma membrane. Gene Ontology annotation, molecular function: oligopeptide transmembrane transporter activity. Gene Ontology annotation, biological process: transmembrane transport.